Molecule: messenger RNA, 1623 nt
Organism: Theileria orientalis strain Shintoku
Lineage: Eukaryota; Apicomplexa; Aconoidasida; Piroplasmida; Theileriidae
Exons: 2
Coding region: 1-1623 (540 amino acids)
Source: RefSeq, a predicted model, not a curated record
AUGAACUAUUCGGAAAGAGAGCUGGCAGUAGUUGAUAAUGGCCCAAACGGUCAGUUAGGAUGUGAGCUGGCCUCAGGGUGUGACGCUCAAGAUGACAUUUUCGCCACUGUACUCGAAAACGUUAGCUUCGUCGUCAGGACGUUCGAGUCAAGCGAGUCUAACAGUCUGGAGACCAAGUGUGAGCCAGAGUUGAGUGGAUUUCAUCUGCUCGAUCAGUUUGAAGAUUCGUACUUCAGUUUGGUUAAUGAUAAGAUAAGCCGACUCGAAGGGAAGGAAAUAGGAAGGCCCCUUGGUGAAAAGAACCGUACCAGUGAGAAAGAUUCUAAAAAGAUGGUUAGCAUUUUGGGAGACGUUUGGAUAGCCGAGUUUGAUGUUCCAGCAGACCUCGAGCUGUUUAAAAAAAUCCUGACUAACGCAAUUAGGACAGUGUGCCCGAAUUUAAAACCAUUCGAUGGCAACAACACACAACCAUCGGCAUUGGAAGAUCCUAAAGAUGGUAAAAAUUCUAGGAAAAGCAUCGAUUCUUUCGAAAAAGUUAUCUCUCGCACUAAAAAUUAUUCAAAACGAGAAAACAUUGAUCUCGAUCAUGCUAAGGCAUCCGAGGAGCCUGCGUCUAUCGAUAGGCGAGAUGAUGUGAUUAAUCCACCUGCAACUCCAGUUAAGAACAAAACCACUGAUUCGGGUGGAUGUAAAAAAUCUAAAUCGAAGCUCAGGAAACGUUUACCAAGAUCAGUGAAGUCAAUUCGUUUUUAUGAAGUGGCUGAGCCUGUAAGCAAGGACAAAGAAGAGGAGGAAUCAGUCGAGAAGCCAGUUGUGGAACAAACACGACAAGUACAACAAGAAGAAAAAGAGCCGCUGCAACAAUUACAAAAAGUACAGCAAGAAAAAGAACAGCUGGAUCAAGAGGACAAUGAAUAUGAAGAAUACGACCUUGAAGAAGAUUUUGAAGACUGUGAUGAAUUUGAGCUUUUUAAGAGAACUAGCAUGAGCCCCGAAAAGCCAAAGCCUCCCGUUGACAAGUGUACCGACUACUUGAAAACGGAAGAAUUUGCCCAGAUGCUCGCCAACUGCCCGUUCUUCAGCGGCCCCAAGGUCAACAAUGCGGCAAUUGCGAGCAGAAAGGCCGCGUUCAUCAUCGAUAAGCUAACGAAGGAAUCGCAGACCUUGAGGUCUAAAUCCUCCGGGGACGAGGCUGAAGUUUCAGAUUCUGGCUUUUUGAGCACAGAGGCGAUCCUGAGGGCCACUGAGUCCUACGAGCUCAUGGAGUUGACUGGAAGGCUGUCCUUCAUAGGCGACACCGUCAAGAGGAGGACCAAGAAGAGAUACAGGAGGAUUUUCACCUCCACUCCUCGGUACUUAAGGCGGCCAAAAUACAAGUCGAGGCACUCCUUCUUGCAGGUUCGUUUCCCUCAUGGCAUUUCCGUUCAGAAGCUCGACGCUCUGGUGGACCGCAUCACCACCAAAUACAUCAACAGGAAAAAGAACGAAAUUGUGUGCGAGAACUUUUACCGGACCAUGACUGACCCUACUGAAUACGUCGCUGGUACCCACGGCUGGAACCACGACCCAUACCUUUCUAAUCGCCAAGGUCCACAGAUACACGUUUUUAGCGUCUAUUUCUAG